Cetraspora pellucida is the source of this 1056-nucleotide messenger RNA. Lineage: Eukaryota; Fungi; Glomeromycota; Glomeromycetes; Diversisporales; Gigasporaceae. The record is from the annotation of a GenBank genome assembly.
AUGAAAACCAUUAAAAAUACUAAAUCCAAAUAUGUAAAAAAAUUAAAUUUGAAGGACAAAAUUAAAAAAACAAAACCUGUAUCUAAAAAAACAUCUAAUAAAAAAACAAUAAGGCUUAGUCAUAAAGAUCAUUAUAUCACAAUUGAAGCUGCACUUAAAGAACUUGCAGGCCCCAUGAAUCCUAGUAUAAAUUUAACUGCCUCAAGCUUUGGAAUUUCAGAGACAACACUUAGGCAUGCUGUUGAAAAAGGUUUACCCAAAUGUUUUGACCCUGGGACAGUUCUAAGUAAACAUGAAGAAGAACAAUUAGUAGGUUACUGCAAAAAUAUGCAGAAGUUGGAAUUUGGCUUAAUGAAAUCAGGUAUGAAUCAUUGUAUGAUGGAGAUAGACCAUCCAGACUUGUUUUUUCAAAUGCCUCAGGUUUUAACAGAAGCACAUGCCCAAAGAGCAAAUCCAACAAUAAUAAAAGAUCAUUUUGAUAAAUUAGGAAAGAUAAUUGAAGAAUAUUCACUUACCCCAGACUGCAUAUGGAAUAUAGAUGAGACUGGCUUCAUUAUUACUCCCAAAGUCCAAAAAGUUCUCAUGACAAAAGAACGAGUUGAUCUUUUAUCCUUAUCUUAUCCUCAUUCUUCUCAACCAAGUUUUUCAUUUUCAUCUUAUUCUAAUCAACAAAAUUCUUCAUCUACAUCUUCUUCUCUUCAACCAAAUUUUGUUAUAUCUCUUUUAAUAACUCAUAAGUAUGCUACUCGAUGUAAAACAGAAUCAUUAAAAGCAAAUUUUAUAUCUCUUGAAAAAAAGAUUGAGAUUUUAAAAAAAGAAAAUGAAUUAUUGAAACAAAAGUAUAAGUUAAUAAGUGAAGAACUAGAGACUUUUAAAACCUCCAAUACCUGCUCAUUAAAAAUAGCAUUUAAAAAAAUAUUUCUAUUUGUCAAACUUCUUAUCAAUGAAGAUUUUUUGCAGAAGUUGAAAGAACCAGAAGAAUUAACUAGAAUGAAAGUUAAAAAUGUGAAAAGAAAAAAAGAAGCUGAUGCCCAAAAGUGGGAAGAUGUGAAUUAG